Messenger RNA from Bicyclus anynana (squinting bush brown), 707 nucleotides. It is a transcript of the gene MED21, whose product is annotated as mediator of RNA polymerase II transcription subunit 21. Gene Ontology annotation, cellular component: mediator complex. The record is from RefSeq and is a predicted model, not a curated record. The transcript has 3 exons. Gene Ontology annotation, biological process: regulation of transcription by RNA polymerase II. Gene Ontology annotation, molecular function: transcription coregulator activity. The coding region runs from base 148 to 594 and encodes 148 amino acids. Lineage: Eukaryota; Metazoa; Arthropoda; Insecta; Lepidoptera; Nymphalidae.
AAUGAAAAUCAAAUCAAAUAAAAAUUCAAGUUUGAAGUUGUUGUUGUUGAAUGUUGAGUGUUCUAUAAUUAUUUAAUUUUAAUACUGUUGUUUUUCAAAGCGCUGUGUGAAUUUUGUUAUUAAAACUUAACAUUUUAUAAUACAACUAUGGCAGAUAGAUUAACGCAAUUGCAAGAUACAAUUAAUCAGCAAGCUGAACAUUUCUGCAACAGCAUAGGUAUCUUACAACAGUUCUCAAUACCAAGCAAGUUUCCCGGGUUCGAGAGGAGUGGGUCACAAACUCCACAACAGCAACAGAAUCAGGAGGACUAUGCAAUGUUAUUUGCAACGCUUAUCUCCCGCUGCGCUAAAGACAUUGACACCCUUAUAGAGUCAUUGCCCAGUGAGGAGAGUUCUACAGAGCUCCAGGUGCAAAGCUUAAGGCGAUUAGAGGCAGAAAAUAAAGAAGCAGCAGAACAAUUGGAAGAAGUUGUCCGCCAAGGUGAGAUACUGCUUGAGAAGAUACAAGGCGCCCUAAGUGAUAUUGCACAGAGUCAGCUUGAUAUGCAAAAUCCAGCAUUAAUAUUAAAUAAGGAUGUGAAACCUCAAUUAUAGGAUUUAAGAAGACCUGGCACAUAUAGGCUAUAGCCAGUGAUUCAUAUCUCAUAAAACUUAUUAUAUAACUACUUAAUUAUAGUUAAUGAUAAUAUAAACUUUAGAAUACAUAA